This is a messenger RNA of Sander lucioperca (pikeperch), 3200 nucleotides long. Its product is annotated as protein shisa-5-like. The transcript has 4 exons. The coding region runs from base 154 to 519 and encodes 121 amino acids. The record is from RefSeq and is a predicted model, not a curated record. NCBI's taxonomy places the organism in Eukaryota, Metazoa, Chordata, Actinopteri, Perciformes, Percidae.
UUUUGCGCAUGUGCAGAACGGAUCGUGUACCGACAGUUACUGUUAUUAGUUAUUUUAACGUUGUUCUGGUUUGUUUUUACUUAACGUUACCUCGUUGUGUCCCGUCCUGCUUCACCUCCGCCCAGUGCGGGUUUGAUAUUUGAGGACUGAAAAAUGUCCACAGCUGCUCCUCCUCCACCACCACCACCGCCCUCUCAUCCAUCCCACGGACACCAGCGUGAAAGUAUUACUCCAUCCCCUGGGUAUGCAGCAAUACCAUAUUCUUCUGACAGCCCUCCAGUCCAAGAGACAAGUCCUUCACCAGAGGCUAUACAUAGUGCAGAGGGUGCACCAGCUUCAUCACCACUCCCAGUUCAAAAUGGACCCCAGUCUCCUCCGCCGGAAGGGCAAAAAGACAAUCCCUCUGAUAGUGAGGUGAGACACCAUCCAGUGCAGGAAACUGACCCUGUACCGCAGACAGAGCAGCAAGAUGACGUACCCAAUCAGAUGGACCAGACUGGAGAGGACCAAAUGACCUGAAGCACUUUAGUUACUUAAAAACAAAGAUCUACAUUUACCAGUACUUGAAAAGGCCGUUCUGAACUGCACGGAAACACUGUUGCAUGGUAGGUACAGUUGAGUGAGCACAUCACUUUAUGUUCAGGCCAAAGGUGUUUGGAUACUUUACUUCAGCCUUCAAUCCUCAUCAUCAUCAUCCUCGUUACUUGCAGCUGAAUUGAUAAUUUAGUGCUUUGCUUAUUUUCAUGCAAAUUCUAGCCAUAUAGGCCUACUUUAUAGUGCCUUUGAGAAACUGUUAAGCUUAAAAAUAGAUAUUUUAGUGACAUAGCCAUAAAAGGGUAAAAGCACUUUGAGUGUAUAUUGUUGCUGCUAUUUAUAUUGUCUCUCUGCCCCUGGAGACUGCACAUUUUUACAGCCUGGGUUACAAACUGGGAAUGUGGAUUUUAAAAUACAUAGGCAUUUACCCAGGAGGGAAAUGUUUUGGUUGAAUUAAGGGAAUUGUAAGAUCAAGCAUAUUUGGAGCUUGACUUAUACUUGGGACCAGUGUACGAACUAUAUCUUUAUAAAGUGAAUUAGUGAUAAAUCACCUUAUGCAUGAAUCAUACAUCAAUAAUAGCCUAAUUUUAUGCAUGAUCCAUGCUGACGAAGAUACAAGAAAAAUAGGUUAUUGUCAAUAUUUAAGAGUCCCCUCAUAAUUUCAUAAAGCAUCAUGUCUUAUUAAGACGAUCCGAGCUCCCCUGUAAUUGGCACCCUGCUUGGGACCUGAAAUCAGGAUAUUUUGCAGUUGCGGCUUUAAUUUUAAGCACACUAUUUUAAUCUGUUUCUCUGAGUUCCCCAGUUUUAUGGAAUUACUGUAUGUGCAAUACUAAAUUGUGGGAGUACCCCUUUAUUGACAGUAUAUUCUCUUAACUAAGAGUAUUUAAAUGUACAAUUGCUUGUGAUUUUCUUAAAUUAUCUAAUUUUAUUGUCUUAUUGAAAUGCACAUUUGGAUCAAAUUUUGUUUUUGUCACUUUCCAAAAUGUUUCCAGAAAUUAAACUCACGCCUGCUUUGAACACUCAGUUUCUUUGCUUUUCUGCUUCAAGUAAAAACUUGAAAAUACUUCAAUGGUCAAUGCUUUAAAAUCAUUAUAAAAUCAUAUCAUAUGCAGGAUGUUACAGCCAUGCUAGCUGCUCUGCGAGGCUGUACUUAGACAGGGCGGUGCUUUGAGCUAAAUGCUAAGGUCAGCAUGCUAACAUGCUCACAAUGACAAUGAUAACAUGCUGAUGUGUAGCAGGUGCUAAUGUUGACCAGGUGAACUUCAGUUUAGUGUGUUAACAUGCGAACAUUUGCUAAUUAGCAGUUAUCAAUUCUACAUGUUUUAAGAGAUGAUGAUGAUGGCAAUAUAUUUUUGUCUUACAUCCCAGCAGCUCCAGUUGCUACAUCAACAAAGACAAAAAAUGAAGACAACAAACAAGAAUACACACACUUCACAUAACGUUACAAUCACCAAAGGCAAUAUAUUCAAGACCCUUCAACGUACAUUUGAUUUGGGAUUAAGUGCCAUGUUACAUUUUAGGAUUGACUGGUGCUCAAGAGGGCUUCAGUUUUACUCUGUUGAAUCGUGGAACCCUGUGUUUCCGAUUGAAGAUAUCAAUUUGUAUUUACUGUUUAAGACAUAGUUGGGGUGAGAGACAAUUUUGUUGGCCAUUCUUAGUAUGUUAUUAUGGUAAACUGAUUCAUACUUUCUCAAGGGGUUGACCUACAAUCCUUGAGCAGAUUUUCAUUCGAAGAGUUUUGACUUGUGCUAUGUAGUAUUACAAUACUGUGGAAAAUUCAAAAUCACAUUAGUAAAAAAAAAAAAGUCUACUCACCCCAAAAGACCUAAAGCAGCAGAUAAAAUAAAUUCUUUGUUUUGUGCUUUUGAUAUUAAGGCUGCACUAUUUACAUGAGCACAAGUAUACCGGCAUUUGCUAAAUAGCAUGUCUACUAUAUCAUGUGAUUAUUGUACGUUAUGCAGCUCCAGAGCUGAUUCCUUAUUUAGUCCGCAGUCUAUAGAAAGAAAGACAUGGCACAGCAAGAUGGUACAGUCAAGAACAUCCUUUUUAUUCAAUCAGGUGCUGCUCUUUUCAAACUGUGUUUUUCUUCUUAUGGAAAAGAAACUGUAAUUAACACAUGCAUUUCACCUAGAGCUCUGGGGGUGUUCUCACAAAGAAGUGGUGCUGCACUGAGGGCGUAGACAGAGGCGUAGAAGAGCUGGGAGUCUGGGGGCCUAGGGUGCUGCCUAUUACACCAAUAACCAUACACACUUAAGAUAAAGAACAAAAUAAACAGAGCAAAGACACGGAGCAGUCCAGCAUGAGGUGGUCAGAGGAGAAAAAUGGAGGGACUUCCCUUAAUCCUCAGAAAUCUGAGAGUUCAGGUUCAUGCUGGCCUUUUAUCUAUCUGGUUGGUGUGUUGUAAAUGGUUAAUACUGCUGACACCGUGAACAAUAAUACUUCACUUUAAAAGAUUGGUCUGAAUGGAUGUGGAUAUGGAUAUGUCCAGAAAAUGCAAACCCCCCUCUUUCAGCCUCGUGCAGGACAAGUCCGGUUAUAAGGUGCUUGUAGCUUUCAUUUACAGUCCAAAGGCAUCCUUGAAGAGAGCCUAAAUGACAGCAUACCCUGAUAGAAAAUAUUAAAAGAAAUCCAAAUUAAAAGAAAAAAAAAUAAAGGGGGGGGGGGGG